Molecule: messenger RNA, 1753 nt
Organism: Lontra canadensis (Northern American river otter)
Lineage: Eukaryota; Metazoa; Chordata; Mammalia; Carnivora; Mustelidae
Gene: SLAMF8
Product: SLAM family member 8
Exons: 5
Coding region: 126-1001 (291 amino acids)
Biological process (GO): leukocyte chemotaxis involved in inflammatory response; regulation of B cell differentiation
Molecular function (GO): signaling receptor activity
Source: RefSeq, a predicted model, not a curated record
CUUCCACUUUCCUCUGGAGACUUUCAUUUUCGGGGCAUCCAGUUCUGAGUCAAAGAUUCCUCCUUCGGAACAUGGGACUUUCCAGAAGGACCACAGCCUCCUUCCGCACACCCACUUGACCCCAGAUGUUCUGGAUUUGGGUUGUUGAAGGAGUCUGCUGGCCCCUCGGGAGAAGGAUGGCCCUGUGGUCCCUGUGGAGCCUGCUUCUCUGGGAAGCCUCCAGCGCCCAAGUGCACGGCCAGGUUGGGGGCUCCGUGCUGCUGGUGGCAGAGCGCCCUGCCGGCUUCCAAGUCCGAGAGGCCAUCUGGAGAUCUCUCUGGCCUUCCGAGGAGCUCCUGGCCACAUUUUUCCGGGGCACCCCAGAGACUCUGUACCGCUCCCGCUUCCUGGGCAGAGCCCAGCUGCACAGCAACCUCAGCCUGGAGCUCCAGCCGCUGGAGUCUGGAGACAGCGGCAACUUCUCCCUGCUGCUGGUGGACACGGGCGGUCGGUCCCGGACCCAGGUCCUGCAGCUCAAGGUGUACGAUGUGGUGCCCAGACCCGUGGUACAAGUAUUCAUUGCUGUACCAGGAGAGGCUCAGCCACCCAAGACCUGCCAGGUGUUUCUGUCCUGUUGGGCCCCCAACAUCAGUGACAUAACCUAUAGCUGGCGACGGGAAGGGACCAUUGACUUUGGUAUGGAGCCAAGCGACCUCUUCACGGAUGGACAGGUGCUGAGGGUUUCACUGGGACCAGGAGACAAGAGCACGACCUAUUCCUGCAUUGUGUCUAACCCUGUCAGCUGGGACUUGGCCACUGUCACCCCUUGGGAGAGCUGCCAUCAUGAGGCAGCCCCAGGAAAUUCCUCCUACAAAGAUGUGCUGCUGGUGGUGGUGCCCAUCUCCCUGCUCUUGACCCUGGCUGGUUUCCUCUCUGCCUGGCACUCCUGCUACUCAGGGAAAAAGCAGAAGGACGUCUGUAAUGACAGAGUGACUCCAGAGACAGAAAACCCCCUUGUGUAGGGUCUGGAUGAAGGAGGACAUAAACUGUUGCCUGGACCAUCAGGAAGCCCACUGCCCAAGCACAUGAUGCUCUGGAACACGCUGGUGUCCGGAAACCACCAUGGGCCUUGUGCUUCCACUGAGACUUCUGUCCCAUCUCCGGGAGCAGCCUAGACAGCUAUUGCACUGGGAGCUACCCAACAGAAAACACUAGCACAACCUUCCACAUGCCCCCCAACCCCAUCCCCGCUUCCACCCCUCUCCUGGCUCUGCUUCGGGCAAGAUAACAGACCAUCCCCUCAAAGACACUUGAAGUUCUCCAGGAUCCACAGCGACGUUGAUGGUCCCGGGCAUUCACCACCCCCACCACGGUUCAUGAAAUACUGUUGCAGGCAGAAGUUGUCUCCUCAAAGUCCAUUUGUUGAAGUCCUAAUCCCCCAUCUCUCAGAAUAGGACUGUAUUUGGAAAUCGGACUUCAAAGAGAAGAUUAAAAUUACAUGAGGUCAUUGGGAUGGGCCCUAAUCCCUUAUGACUGGUGUCCUUGUAAAACAGGAAGAGACACUAGGGAUGCACACACAAAGAAAAGGCCAUGGAAGGACACACAGAGAAGGAAGACAUCUACAAGCCAAGAAGAGAGGCCUCAGAAGGAACUUAACCUGUUAACACCUUGGUCUUGUGCUUUUAGCAUCCAAGACUAUGAGAAAAUAAAUUUUUGUUGUUGAAGCCACUCAUUCUGUGACAUCUUGUUAGAGCAGCCCAGCGGACCAAAGCAA